Eimeria maxima is the source of this 2494-nucleotide messenger RNA. RefSeq lists its product as hypothetical. NCBI's taxonomy places the organism in Eukaryota, Apicomplexa, Conoidasida, Eucoccidiorida, Eimeriidae. The transcript is spliced from 3 exons. The record is from RefSeq and is a predicted model, not a curated record. The annotation marks the transcript as partial. Gene Ontology annotation, cellular component: GARP complex. Gene Ontology annotation, biological process: retrograde transport, endosome to Golgi.
AUGGCGACGUCUUAUCCAUUUAUCUCCUCCUCCUCAUCAGCAGCAGCAGCAGCAACAGCAGCAGCAACAGCAGCAGCAGCAGCAGCAGCAGCAGGUGAUGGUUAUGGGGUGUAUGGUCAGCAAUUUGAGGUGUCUUUGCAUAAAAAGAAAGAAAAGCAUAUACAGCAGCAGCAGCCUCAUCAUAUACACCAUCAGCAUCAGCAGCAGCAGGAGCAGCAGCAGGAGCAGGAGCAGCAGCAGGAGCAGCAGCAGGAGCAGCAAAUGGAGGAAAUAGCAGCAGAAAUGAGUAGAUUUGCUGCUCCUUCUCUUAUAGAUAAAAGAAUAAAAGAAAUAACAGCAAACAUUAAAUCAUUAGAGGCAGAGAUACUUGCUGCUGUUAGGCAGCAAGCAGGACUGCAGCAGCAGCAGCAGCAGCAACAGCAGCAGCAGCAACAACUGCAGCAGCAGCAGCAGCAACAACAACAACAACAGCAGCAGCAGCAACAAACACAACAAAAACAGCAACAAGAGAAACAACAAGAACAAAAGAAGGAAGAAGAACAACAGCAGCAGCAGCAGCAGCAAGACGAGCAGCAGCAGCAGCAAGACGACCAACAACAACAGCAACAGCAGCAGCAGCAGCAGCAGCAGCAGCAGACAACAGGUCGUGUCUUGGAGUUAUUAAGUAUAUGCCGUAAAGGAAGAGAAUUAGCAGCAGCAAGUUCUGCUGCUGCUGCUGCAGUAAGCAGCAACUUGAGGUGUAUAGACACCGCAAAAAAGAAUAUAACAAGAACAAUUAGUUUGCUGCGUUUGCUGCUAAUGACUGCAGCAGCAGCAGAACAAUUAAGAGAAGCAGCAUUAUAUCGUAAUUAUGCUGCAGCAGCAAAGUUGCUGCUAGCAUUAAAUCCUCUUGCUGCUGCAUUUCAGGUGUAUAGGCACCUACCACGUGUUGCUGCUGUGCUGCAGCAGCAUCAGCAGCUAAGAGAGGGACUGCAGCAGCAGCUGCUAGAUGACUAUGAGAGUGCCUUUGAUCCAGAUAAUAAUCAUUGCAGCAGCAGCAGCAGCAGUUGCAGCAGCAGCAGCAGCAGCAGCAGCAGCAGCAGCAAUUAUUGGAGGGAUAAGCUUGCUGCUGCUGGUGCAUGCGUUGAUGCCCUUAAGGAAAAAGGAUUUAGGGACAGAUUAAUUGCUGCAGAUUAUUUAGAUAGGACGAAUCUAUCUGCUGCUGAGUUGCUGUCUCUUGUUAAGGAGUGUCGUGCCUUUGAGGAAAGAUUAAACACAAGAUUUGCUGCUGAGAGGAGAGAGUUGCUGCUGCUGCUGCCACCAGAGCAGCAACUGCAGCAGCAGCAGCAGCAGCAGCAGCAACAGCAGCAGCAACAGCAGCAGGAACAACAGAUACCGCAACAAUUUGAGCCUACAAGACAGCAAAAAGAACUCCUACGUGAAGCAGCAAUGCAAACAGCAGCAGCAAUAGAUCAGCAGCAGCAGCAAGAGGAACAACAGCAACAGCAACAGCAGCAACAGCAGCAACAGCAACAGGAUCCACAACAACAACAACAACAGCAGCAGCAGCAGCAGCAGCAGCAGCAGCAGUCUCCUCCAUCCUUUGCAUCUCGUGUAUCUGCAGUAUUACAAGAAGACAGCACAAAUGAUAGCUCAUCCUCUUCUUCUUCUUCUUCCUCUGCUGCUGCUGCAGCAGCAGCAGCAGCAGCAGCAGCAGCAGCAGCAGAGGAAGAAGAAUUGCUGCAGCUUCCUGCUGCUGUCUCCUUUACAGGUGCUAUAUCUACAGGAUUUGAAGGAUUUAUGGGUAAUUGGCUGCAGCACGAGGAAGAAAAAAUAAAUAAUAAAUUGUCUCUUGUGCUGCAGCAAGAUAAUAUUUAUAUUAAUUAUUCUUUAUCUGCUCUUGCAUGCAGCAGCAGCAGCAGCAGCAACAGCAACAGCAACAGCAGCAGUGGUAGUAGUAGUAGUAGUAGCAGCAGCAGCAGCAGCAAGAACCCAUUUGAUCCCGGUUUGCAGCAGCAAGAGGAUAGUUUUACAGCAGCAGCAGCAGCAGCAGCAGCAGCAGGAGCAGCAGCAGGAGCAGCAGCAACAACAACAACAGGAGGAGGAGGAGAAGAAGGAGAAGUGUUACCAGCAGCAAAGACAUUCUUGAAGGAUUUAUUGUCUCCUUCGUCAGCAGCAGCAGCGCAGCAGCUGCUGCAGUAUGUGCAGCAGCAGGUGCAGCAGCAGCAGCAGCAGCAAGUACCAUUAUUACAACCAGUACAGCAUCAGCAGCAGCAGCAGCAGCAGCAGCAGUAUCACCAUCAGCAGCAGCAGCAGCAACAACAACAAUCUAUAGAUAAAGAAGAUAUACUACAGCAGCAGCAACUGCAGCAGCAGCAGCAGCAGCUAACUGCUGCUGCUGCUGUCCUUGGCUGCUGCUGCUACUUCCAUACAAAUGUUAAUAAGAUAGAAGUUAUGCUGCAGCAGCAACUGCAGCAGCAGCACCGCAGCAAAGUCUCCUUUGAGCAGCAAACAG